GUUUAUUGAAGAGUUGAGGGUUUAUCUGUUAUCAUUAGCGAGGUCCAAACAGAAGAAUAAAGAAUUAGCGAGGACAGGCUCUGAAUUUCGGUUCGAUGAGGAGUAGUUGGGGAAGAACUUUGGGAAAUGUGAGGUCCUUCCUAGGCAAUUCUAUGGGAGGUCUUAGAGGAGGAGCCAACCUCGCUUCGUGGGCCGUGGCUGGAACCCUAGCUUAUUACCUUUGGGUCAAGCCAGCCCGAGACCUCCAGCGUGAACAAGAGGAAAGGGCAGCGCUUGCUGCUUUGGAUGAUCCUUAUCGCUAUGUUGAGAAACGAAAACCAAUUCCCGACCCACAGGAAACUGGUUUGAUAUACGGUAACAAGAAUAAAGGAACUCGUAAACAGGAAGAAUAAAGUGCUGGACAUCGCAUACUUGAUACUUGUAUGGCUUUGGGGCAAGAUGGUGUCAGUCGAUUAAGCACUGUAUUACAAUUGUUAGAUUCUCUGUUUUGGUCAAUGGCACUCCCGAAGGCUUCUUCAACAGCUCUUGCAGAUUGAGACAAGGGGAUCCAUUAUCCUCACUCUUAUUUAUUCUCGUCUUGGAAGUGUUAAGCAAAAUGUUGGAAAGGGCGGUGGAUAUGGGUUUCAUCUCGGGUUACUCGGUGGGUGGUUCUAAUCAAGGAAGCUUGGCAGUUUCCCAUCUGCUUUUCGCCGAUGAUACGUUGAUUCUUUGUGACCCAGAUCUGGAUAAGAUUUGCUCUCUCAGAGCACUCCUACUUUGCUUUGAAGUUGUAACUGGCCUUAAGGUGAACUUAUCUAAGUCGGAAGUAGUACCCGUUGGCUCGGUCAACAACUUAGGGGAGGUGUAUGCUAUCAUGGAAUGCAAGGUCACAUCCUUGCCAAUGAAGUACCUUUGACUUCCUUUGGGAGCCCCUCAUAAUUCUAAGGCAAUGUGGGAAGAGAUUGUUGAGAAAAUUGAAGGCAAACUGGCGGGAUGGAAGAUAAUUUACUUUUCUAAAGGUGGGAGAAUCACACUUAUUAAGAGUACGUUAUUCAAUCUCCUAACGUAUUUUCUUUCCUUAUUUCCAGUGCCUGCAGGGGUGUUGAAUAGACCGGAAAAGAUUUUUCGUUAUGUAUUAUGGGGAGGGCUAGAGGAUACAAAGAAAUUUCAUUUGAUCAAAUGGGAUAAAGUAUGCACCAUGUUGCCUUGUGGCGGGUUGGGCUUAAGAAAUUUGAGAACCGUCAACAAGGUACCUCUCAGUAAAUGGUUAUGACGCUUUAACCUUGAGGAAGACGCUCUUUGGAGAAAUAUUUUAGAGGUCAAAUAUGGGAGUGUAUGGGGAGGUUGGCGUUCUUAUGAAGUCAGAGGGGCUCAUGGCGUGGGAGUUUGGAAACUUAUCUGAAAGGGCUAGGAUAAUUUUCUCGGCAACUGCAGGUUUGAGGUGGGAAGGGGCACGCGGAUCAAAUUUUGGCAUGAUAUUUGGUGUGGAGAUGUGGCCUUGAAAAACGCUUUCCCCUCUCUUUAUAGGAUUGCGUUGGAUCAAGGCUCUUCCAUGGCUAAUAAUAUGUGCAAUAAUUUUGAUUCCAUUAUUUGGCCUGUAAGAUUCACUAGAGCUGUACAGGAUUGGGAGAUGCAAGACAUUAAUGAUUUUUACAGGGUGUUAUAUGCGUUGAAGCCAAGGGUAGAAAGGGAGGACAUAUUACUUUGGACUUGCACAAGGAACAAGAAAUUUUCAGUUCGUUCAUAUCACAAAGCCUUGUUGACCCACUCAUUCAAUGACUUCCCUUGGAAGAGCAUAUGGAGGAGCAAUGUUCCUCUCAAAGUAGCUUUCUUUGGGUGGGUGGCCUCCCAUGGUAAAAUCUUAACAAUUGACAAGCUAAGGAAGCGUGGACUCUACAUAACAGAUUAGUGCUACAUGUGCAAAUGUAACGGCGAAUCAACUGAUCACCUUCUUCUUCACUGAGAAGUAGUUAAGGUAUUGUGGGAUGCAAUUUUCUCGAGACUUGGUAUUGCAUGGGUCAUGUCUAAGAGGGUGAUAAAUCUAUUGUCUUGUUGGCGAGGGAUUAGGGGCAAUCUCCAGAUCGUUGCAGUAUGGAAGAUGGUACCUCUAUGCAUAAUGUGGUGCACAUGGAACGAAAGAAAUGACCUCUAUUUCGAGGAUAGGGAAUGCUCCCCAGACAGUUUUAGGGGCUUUUUCUUUCAUACUUUGUUGUUUUGGGCCUCCUCUAUUGUAUGGAAUGGAAUGAGUCUAAACAAUUUGUAUGCUACUAUUAGUAGCACGUAGUUUUGUAAUUAGGCUCUUUCUUGUAUAUUUCUUGCGUAUUCAAGCUUUGCCUAUUUACGUGAAUCAAUAAAACUUCUUUUACCUAUAAAAAAAAAAAUAAAAAAUAAAAAGUUAUGUGGUGCAUCUGGAUGGAAAGGAAUGAGAGGUGUUUUAAUGAUAGGGAGCUUUUUGUAGAUGAUCUUUGAAAAUUUUUUAUGUUUUCCCUGUUUUCUUGGUUUUCAGCCAUUGCUCUUAAUGGUGGGGGCAGUCCAUGAGUUUUUGUUUUCGCUGUUUUAGUUCUUGAAUGUUCUUAGGUGUUUUUUGUAUACUUUCUAUGCACAUGGGCUUCGCCUAUUUUAUUCAUUGAAUAAAAUUUUUACUUACAAAAAAAAUAAAUAAAGUAGAUAUAAUUGAUGA
Molecule: messenger RNA, 2659 nt
Organism: Carya illinoinensis
Lineage: Eukaryota; Viridiplantae; Streptophyta; Magnoliopsida; Fagales; Juglandaceae
Exons: 4
Coding region: 96-392 (98 amino acids)
Source: RefSeq, a predicted model, not a curated record